AUGAUUCAAUUUUUCUCAAAACUUUUCCAAAGCGUGUCAACAACUACGAGUGAUUCAUCUACUUCAUCCGAGGACAAAAUGAAUGCAAAUCAUCUUUCAGCAAUGUCUCGUCAUGUAACUCAAAAUCAUGGCACAGAACCAGCAUUCUCGAGUCCAUUAAAUAGCAAUAAAAAAACCGGCUCAUACAAUUGUAUCGUAUGCAAUACUCCGGUCUUUAGUUCAGAACAUAAGUUUGAUAGUGGCACUGGCUGGCCUAGUUUCUAUAGACCAGCGAAAACAGAAAAUAUCGCAUCGAAAACCGAUUACGAAAUUGGCUACCCUCGAACUGAAGUUCAUUGUGCUAAAUGUCAAGCACAUUUCGGUCACGUUUUCAAUGAUGGCCCACAGCCUACCGGUCUUCGUUACUGCAUCAAUGGUGCAGCACUUAAUUUCGUCGCUAAAUGA
Messenger RNA from Adineta ricciae, 444 nucleotides. Lineage: Eukaryota; Metazoa; Rotifera; Eurotatoria; Adinetida; Adinetidae. The record is from the annotation of a GenBank genome assembly.